Molecule: messenger RNA, 3716 nt
Organism: Bufo bufo (common toad)
Lineage: Eukaryota; Metazoa; Chordata; Amphibia; Anura; Bufonidae
Exons: 7
Coding region: 218-2128 (636 amino acids)
Biological process (GO): DNA recombination; DNA integration; regulation of DNA-templated transcription
Molecular function (GO): DNA binding
Source: RefSeq, a predicted model, not a curated record
UCUGGCCAUCUGCGCAUGCGUCCUGCUAGGCGGCGCUCAUGCAGGAUUUCCGAUCCGCGGGAAGUUGCCAGUUGUCGGCGACCGGAGCGGCCCGAGGUUCUCAGCACGGGACAGCGAGGUCGUUGUGUCAGCGCCCGGGGUGCGGUGACGUCAGAGGAGUGACGUCAUCGGCGGCUUGUAAGUGAUGAGCUCACUGGCGGACCCUUAACCAGCAGCUAUGAUGUCACAGAAGAAGAUGGCGGAUUUCUGGCAGUCAGACAACAAGAACACCUUGAAGAAGACCAAGUUUGACCUGCGCAUCGUGCAGACGUACCUGUGCCGGGCGCGGGAGGAGAGGCCGUUGCUGUCCAUCCCCGUGGGCGAGCUGGAUGACCACCUGUCCACCUUCAUCCGCACCCACCGUAAGCCCGACGGCUCCGAGUACGAGGCGGGCACGCUGCGCGGCAUCCUGGGCAGCCUGGACCGCCACUUCGAGAAGAGCGGCUACCCGCACGCCAUCUACCGCUCCAAGGAGACCAAGUUCAAGAAGACGGUGAGCGCCAUGCGGGAGCGGCAGUCCUACCUGAAGACCCUGAGCCGGAGCACCCCCCCCAACCAGGCCGAGCCGCUGAGCGAGCGCGACAUAGAGCGGCUGUACGCCACGGGCGCCAUCGGCCUGCACAGCCCCACCGCCCUGCUCCACAUGCUGUUCUUCAACAUCGGCCUCCACUUCAGCCUCCGCACUCUGGAGCAGCACAGCCUCCGCUGGGGCGACAUCACCCUGAAGUCCGACCCGCAGGGCAGGAAGUACCUGGAGCACACCAAGAAGCUGGCGGGCGGCCGCGGCGCCAGCCGCCUCCACCCCGUGCACACCAUGAGGAUGCAGAUCUACGAGAGCCCCGAGCAGCCCGACCGUGACGUGGUCAAAGCCUACCAGAAGUACGCCCAGGAGAGGCCCGACAAGAUGAAGACCAAGGACUCCCCCUUCUACCUCACCCCACAGCCCGACCGCCGCCCCGGGUACGCCCGCUGGUUCAAAAACCUGCCCGUGGGCGAGGCCAGGAUAAGAGGCAUCAUGAAGCACCUGAAGAUGGCGGCCGGCCUGAAGCCCCAGCAGAGAGUCCUGCAGAAGAGUGAGGAGGCGGAGGGCGUGGGCGAGGCGGUGAACGGCCACACGGUGAAGAGAGAAGAUGAGGAGGCGCCCUAUGAAGACACGAGCCACUGCAGCCCUAAAAUUAAGGAGGAGUGGGAGGAGCCAGAGCAGCUGGGGGCGGAGGAGAAGAGCCUCAUCCCCGGGCGGGGUCUGGUCACCUUCCAUGAUGUGGCUGCCUAUUUCUCUGCCAAGGAGUGGGGCGGUCUGGAGGAAUGGCAGAAGGAGCUGUACAAGAACGUGAUGCGGGAGAUCCACGCGGCACUGGAGGGCAUGGGGUACAAGAUUGUAAACGGAGACGUCCUUCUGAAGAUCAAAGAGGAGGAGAAGGACAGUGGAGCCCCGGAGCCAGGACACGCUCCGGGUGGCAGCUCUGCUCCGGACAUCUUACUAAGGAUCAAACACCACGAUGACGACGACGACAGAGACCCGAAUGAGGAGCAAGACACGUCCAGCCCCAGUAUCUCAGGAUUCGACCCAGACCUUUCCCUGUGGGCGUUAAAAGAAGACGCGCUUCCUGCAGAAGACGGCAAGGAGGAGGCGCUGCCUGCUGAGCCAGAUACGGAAGUCAUCUCCCUGGCUCAGCCAAGCUUCGGCUCCCACCGGGAGUCUUUACCAGGUAUUUCCACCCUCUGCGUAGUCACCCGUCCCGGCAAGAGGAAGCGGCGCCCCCCUCAGAGGCGGAACUACGAGCAGACGGCGGACUCCGACGAUGACGAUAGGGCCGGAGACGAUUCCAAGCGACGGCUGCCUUGUCGUAACCUUCCCCCUAAAGACCAAGAUGACUGGAUGCUCCAGGAGAAGCUUUUCCAGUGCGACCUGUGCGAGCGGACCUUCAGCGAAAACGCCAGCCACCUAGAGACGUUCCAGUCCUGCCCUCAGUGCGGGGGGAUCUUAAACCCAAUGCCGGACACGAGCAGCUUCUCUCAGACGAUGCAUUGCCAAGAUGCUGGCGCCAACCUCGGCUUCUCCUGCCGCAUGCAGGGCCCGGUGGGGUGAGGCAGGGGGCCCCCUGCCAGUGACCCUCCACCAUCCACACUGGAUCAUAAUUUAUUACUGGGACAGAGGGCAAAAUCUACUGUUUAUAGUGACUUUGUGCCCGUGGGCGCUCCAGGGGGCGAGGACAGCGUUUGGGCCACAGCCGUGCCUUAUACUAAGAUCCCAGUCUUCCUUUAUAACCACAGUACACUGACUGCACCCCUGGCGGCUUCCUCCGCACCGAGGUGCCAGAUUUUAUCGGGUGCUGCUCAUCUGCUGGCCGGAGUGGUACUGUACGUGGCUCGUGGAUUGGACCAGUGGUAACAUCGUCAGGGCAUUUAUAUUGGGCGGUGGCCUCGCAGUUUAGUGGGGGGGGGGGGGGCGCGCACAUCUCUGUCUUUUCCUGUGGCGUCAAGCAGUAUUAGUCGUGUGGCCUUUGUCACCGCAACACUUUUAACUCUUUCCUGUUUUAAUGUUUUUUUUUUAUGUUAAUGAUAUACACUGUGGAGACGGAGGAGGGGUGAUGGAUCGCCUGCUACGAGUAACCCCCGUGGCUCAGGUGGUCCACUACCCUUCCUACCACCCCUUUUUUUUUAUUUUUUAUUAUUACCUGGGGGUGCAAGAUUUACAUACUAAGUAUCACCGCGGUACGUGACCAGAGAAUGUAGCUGCCUCCUCCUGCGCAAUUUUAGAUGACUAACUUUUAACACCUUGGCGAUGAGCUGUACAAUAUCGCCCCCCCCCCCCCCUACUGACCUCUAGCAUCAUCUCUUAUACUCCAGUCACCUCUAGAGCUGCACCAAGAAGACAUCCAGAAUCAUUUGUUACACUCCAGCCGCCGUUCUAUUACAUGCCCUGCUCUAACUCUGGCGUCUGCUUCCGAUGCGUUUUGGGAGAUGGGGUUUACAGUACAGUAUCGGGGGUGCGAGCAGCCUGCAGAGCCGAGCGUGUCGCUGAUCAAGGAGCCGUGUAGUCGGCAGAUUCCUUCAGGUGUUGUUUUUUUUUUGCACAGAACGGCCACAUGUAUGUGAAGUGGCAGCUGCAGCUCUGCCUGUGACUGGAGUAUUAUAUCAGACCUGGUCUGAAAGCUGAACGGCAGGCAGCUCAAGAUUUGUUGGGAAUGCAGCAUUGGACAUGAUGUAACACAAUAUUGGUUGCAGCUUUGGCUGUGACUAGUGUUCUAUGAACAGUCAUGGGAAAAAGGUGUCCCUUAUAAUCAGGUGUCCCUUAUAAUCAGUGCAGUAUUGGACAUGAUGGAAGAGGAGACUAGCUGUGACUAGAGUGCUCAAUGUACAGUCAUGGGGAAAAGAAUGUGCCCCCAGGUGGGAGUAAGUAAGUGCCCCCUCUAAUCAGUGUUCGCCUCAAUAUCCUGUCUUCUGGAGAUUAUUUACUCGUCAUUGAUGUGAAAGGACGUCAGCUGCGGCAGCUCUCCUGUCCCUGCGCAGGGUCUUGGCCGGGGGUGACUACAUACAAGGUGUGGAACCACUGUGUCAGUCACCCGGCUAAACCUAACGGCAGUAUCCUGACAGUCCCCUGGUAAUGGCCCUUUAACCCCCUCUACAGGGAUCUGCACUUCGCUGCAGAAGACCCACUGGGCCUCUACCUGUUG